AUGGCUUCCUCCUCUUCAACUCGUAUCUGGAACUACGAUGUCUUCCUCAGUUUUCGAGGAAAAGACACUCGCAAAACCUUCCUAAGUCAUUUGCACAAUGCACUUAUCACCAGGGGAAUUGUCACGUUCAAAGACGAUCAGGAGCUCCAUAUAGGAGACUCCAUUUCCGACGAACUCCGCGGAGCUAUCCAAACUUCAAGGUUUGCUAUCGUGGUGAUUUCAAAGAACUAUGCAUCUUCAAGGUGGUGCUUGGACGAGCUCCGGUUGAUAAUGGAGCUUCGGAUGAAGAAGGAAAUUAAAGUCGUUCCGAUCUUCUAUGGGGUUGAGCCCUCUGACGUGAGACAUCAACGUUAG
Microthlaspi erraticum is the source of this 354-nucleotide messenger RNA. The record is from the annotation of a GenBank genome assembly. Lineage: Eukaryota; Viridiplantae; Streptophyta; Magnoliopsida; Brassicales; Brassicaceae.